Acanthosepion pharaonis is the source of this 1125-nucleotide messenger RNA. NCBI's taxonomy places the organism in Eukaryota, Metazoa, Mollusca, Cephalopoda, Sepiida, Sepiidae. The record is from the annotation of a GenBank genome assembly.
AUGCAGCCUUCUUCCUCUUUUUUUAUUCCUUUCUUUCUCUCUUUCUCUCUCCUAUAUCUCUUUCUCUUCUUUCUUGACUUUUCCCUCUCUUUUCUGUUUCCCCCUUUCACCCUCUCUCUCUCUCCCUUUUAUUUUCUGUAUCCCUCUAUCUAUUAUCCUUCUUUCUCUUUCCUAUUUUACAAUACCACCCAUACUCAGCUUCUUCUCUUACUCUUCUCUCUUUUUAUCUCUCUCUCUCUCCUAACUCUCUUUCUCUCCUUCUUUCUUGCUUCAUUUUUUUUACUGGCCAGUUCACUGUUCUCACUAAACAGUUCAUUUUUCUUUGUAGUCAAUUGUCUUUCCUUAUUGAUCAGUUCAUUUUUCUUGCUGAUCAGUUCUCUUUUCUCGUUGAUUAGUUCAUUUUUGUUGCUGGCCAAUUCAUCUUUUCUUGGUGAGCAGUUCACUUUUCUUGGUGAGCAGUUCACUUUUUUUGGAGUAGAGGUUUAUAACCUCUUUAUUCAUAUCUAUCUAUCUAUCUAUCUAUCUAUCUAUCUAUCUAUAGAAAAUUCUAUCUAUCUAUCUAUCUAUCUAUCUAUCUAUCUCAGCAUGUUCAUAUCUAUCUAUCUAUCUAUCUAUCUCAGCAUGUUCAUAUCUAUCUAUCUCAGCGUGUUCAUAUCUAUCUAUCUAUCUAUCUAUCUAUCUAUCUAUCUAUCUCAGCGUGUUCAUAUCUAUCUAUCUAUCUAUCUAUCUAUCUAUCUAAAUGUGUUCAUUAUCUAUCUAUCUAUCUAUCUAUCUAUCUAUCUAUCUAUCUAUCUCAGCGUGUUCAUAUCUAUCUAUCUAUCUAUCUAUCUAUCUAUCUAUCUAUCUAUCUAUCUAUCUAUCUAUGUAUUUUUGCUUGUGUCUGCAAGUUUACUGAAGAAGAAGGAAAAAAGAAAGAAAUAUUUCAUUAAACUUUUUUUUCUUUCUUUUUUCUUUCCUUCUUCUUUCUUUCUUUCCUUCUUUCUUCAUUUCUUUCUUUCUUUUGAUCUUGUUUUUUUCUUCUUUGUUAACAUAUUUCUAUUUGCUAAUUAUUUCUUUUUUAUUUUUAACGUGGUCUUGUCAUUUUUCGUUCUUUUUUUAGUUUUAACUUCUUCGUCUUUCAUUUAA